GAUAAGGUACACGUGAAGUGGAGCACUAUAAUGGUUUUCAUGUUUUGAACCUUUUCCCUUUCAAAGGAAAGACAACGGUCUCUUUUUUGUCUGAAAGCAAUACAAGAUUAAAGGGCCAACGAAAUUUGGAAUCUUGUUAAAAACAGUCACGGGAGGAAACUGCUACCAGAUGUUAAACCUCUCUACCUCUAAUCUAUAAUCACAUACACAACUUGCAUUAACUACUCUCUCACAUUAUUCAACACCAAAGUACUCAAACUCAACAAUAUCAACAUUUCCAAUCAUCACAAGCCUCCAACUUCCUCUUCAAUUCAAUUCAUCUCCCUCAUUGAUAUAUAUAAUCUCAAGACCAUUAUUAUUAGCGUGUUUGGUUUCACGUUUCGGAUGUGAUUUUAAGAAGCUAAUAGUUAUUAUAGAUUUCACGUCUCAAGCGUGAUAUCUUACUUCUGAACGAGUUUCCAAACACGCUAUACGAGAUGUUAGACCUCAAAUACAUGUGGGUGCUUGUUUCAAUCAACAGGUUCAUUCAAGACACCUUGGAAGAUGAGAAAACCAGGAAUGGUCUAAAAUUAAGAUGCACCUCCAAGUUGAGGAUUCAGAAGCAGGAAUUCUUUGAAUUCUCUGAGCAAUCAGUGUUGUCCAAUCUCUACUGGGGCAUUGACAGCAUUGAAGCUGCAAUUCAAGCUAAACAGCCAGAAGAAAGAACCUUCAGGCUAAGGAACUCAGAACAAAUGCUUCAGGUGCCAGCAAUGCUUGAUGAGGAAGAGGUCACCGCCACAAUUCCGAACCGUUACUUGGUGUGCUGCUCUUACUUUUACCUCUCAGUGGUUAGGAAGCUCCAGGGAGAUGAGUGGCAGGCAGUACUGCAUUUUCUUCAAGCAGUUUUGGUCUCACCAAAACUUGUUUGGACAGAAUUUGCAUCACAACUUUGUGAAAGUCUUUUCCCACAAUCAAGCAUCACCAUGAUGCAGAGAAACAGUAGCACUAGAAGUUUGGAAUCGGUGUCUUCUGAGGAUGAAAUGGAUGAAGCAAUUAGGGAGGUGGCAAGGAGGUACAAGGAGUGCCUUGUGUAUUACCAGGUCAUGCUUUAUGGAGAGACUCCGUGGUGGCGCAGUUAUUGCAGCAAACAAUCACCACGGUCUGUGGAUGUACCAAAUACUAGCUGUGUUUCUUCAACUUCAAUUCAACACGAACCAAGAUUGAAAAGUUGCAAUAUGUAUCACGGCAAAGAGGACCAAACAAUUUCAAGCCUCAAAUGCUUCAAAGAUAUGAUGAUAGAAACACACUCUAAAACACCGGUAUCAGGGGAUGCAUGCUAUAAGGAUUUUAGAGACAGAAAGGACUUGGAAAAUGUGGAUGACAGAAAAUUUUAUAUACAAACCACAAUAACAAAAGCAGAUGAUCUACCACCAGAAAUCUACAACUGGAAGCUACAACAACACUCUGGUUUGCCUCAAGCUCAUCAACAUCCAAUGCAAGAACAGUUGGACAAAAGAAACAUAAUUAAGUUUGAUUCUAGCAGAUUCAACAGGUCUAUAGAAGAUUUUACCUUAUCUAUCUCAAAAUACAGAGAUAAAACAGGAAAUACUCUCUUAAAUUGCCGUGUAGAGGAUGAAUUAAAUGAGGAUGCAUCGCAGCCAAAAAAAUUGUUUGAUCAUGUAACAUUUACAUCUGCUUGCAAACAUAGGCCAAGCCAGAAAAAUCAUGAAGAAAGUUCUGAGAUACAAAGAUUAUAUAGCCUAGGAAAGUUUGAUGAAGUUUGUUGUUCAAACUCCAGAAGAUAUUCCCUGCAGGACUUGUCAGAACUGACUGAAAGGAGAAUUUCAGAACUACAUUAUUCAGAGGUAUUAGGAAAAUGUGAUGAAGAAUAUACUGUAGACAUUGCAUCAAUUUAUGAGAGCUUGAUUAGUUCAUCGGGCGCUACUUAUGCUUCCUUAAAGGAUGUGAUUUUGGAUGAGCUGCUAAUAGCUAUCUCUACUUCCAAAGAAGAAAGAAAAAUAAGGGCAUCAGUAUCUAUUCUGACAACAAUAAUUUCAAGGAACAAGUCAAUUAUAGAAGACGUCAAGAAGAAAGGUUUAAGGUUGUGUGAUCUGGCAAGUGCUCUAAAACAAAAUGUCCAUGAGGCAGCAAUUCUAAUCUAUUUAAUAAAUCCUUCACCUAUAGAUAUAAAAACAUUGGAACUUCUGCCAAUAUUAGUGGAGAUUGUAUGCACUUCAAAUAGUUACAAGAAUAAGCAAGAGUCACUUCUUUUGACACCUCAUGCAGCAUCAUUGAUGAUCAUCGAAGAACUAGUAACUUCAUUUGACUAUGCCACAAAUAACAUGCAUUUGGCCACCAUCAGUUCUCCUCAUGUUCUCAGCGGAUUUUUAGAAGUUGCCAGGAAUGAUAAUCUAGAAGAAUUUUUCUCUUUAACUACUAUUCUUAUAAAAUGCAUGCAGUAUGAUGCCCAGUGCAGAAAGUAUGUGUCGCAAUUUACUCCUCUUGCUCCCUUUAUCCACCUUCUGCAAUCAGAAAACACACGCGCCAAAUGCACAGCUCUUGAAUUUUUUCAUGAAAUCCUUUGCAUACCACGAUCAUCAGCUAUUAGUCUGCUGCAGCGUAUACAGCAAGAAAGCAGCAUCAAUAUCAUGCAGAUACUAUUGCAUUGUGCACAUCAGUUACAACCUGAUCACCAGCUUUUAGCAGCAAAUAUUUUGCUUCAGUUAGACAUACUGAACUUCCCUGAUAAAGGCAUCUUCAGAGAAGAAGCAGUGCAGAUCCUUCUCAGAGCAAUGACAUCUGAAGAAAGCUCAGAACAGAUAUUAUCUACAUCCAUUCUAUCGAAUCUUGCUGGUACAUAUGCUUGGACAGGAGAACCAUACACAGCUGCAUGGUUGCUGAGAAAGACAGGCUUGACCUCUCCCUAUCACCAGAAUAUGAUAAGAAACUUCAACUGGCUGGAUCAGAGUCUACAGGAUACCAGCACAGAUUUGUGGUGCAGUAAAAUUUCCAAAUGUAUCAUAAGCCAUGGGGAUUCUGUCUUCCAUACUUUAGAGAGGGUGCUAAGAAGCAAGAUAAAGAGGGUUUCUAGAGACUGCCUUAUAGCCAUUUCAUGGCUUGGUUUUCAAAUAUCAAAAAGCCCAGACAGCAUAAGUUAUUCUGCAUCUGAGGUUAUACUAAGUGGAAUUGAGCAGUUUCUGCAUCCUGGGAUAGAGUCAGAGGAAAGGCUUCUAGCAUGCAUGUGCAUGUUUAAUUAUGCCUCUGGGAAAGGAAAGCAAAAACUAAUGCAUUUCUCAGAAGGAGUAAAGGAAUCACUAAGACGCCUUUCAAAUGUAAUUUGGAUGGCUGAGGAAUUACACAGAGUAGCCGAUUUCUUGCUGCCAAACAUAUCACGUAUUUCUUGUGUUCACACACAAAUCCUAGAGGCAGGUUGUGGCUUAAGCUUAGCAGUUUGGUCCCUCAUAUAUUUCAAGGGAUUGCUGUUCAGUGGAUAUUCAGAUGGAUCAAUCAAGGUCUGGGAUAUUAGGGGGCACUCAGCCAGUCUUGUAUGGGACAUUAAAGAGCACAAGAAGUCUGUGACAUGCUUUUCACUUCAUGAGCCGUCAGACAGCCUUUUAAGCGGUUCCACUGAUAAAACCAUAAGGGUUUGGAAAAUGAUCCAGAGAAAGCUGGAAUGUGUUGAAGUUAUAGCAUUGAAGGAACCAAUUCAUCAUUUGCGUGCACAUGGUGAAACAAUUUUUGCAAUUAGCGAAAGCCACGGAUUAAAGCUAGUUAAUGAAUCAAGAGUGACCAAAGAUAUUUUGAAAGGUAAGCAUGUGAAGUGCAUGACAGUGGCUCAAGGAAAGUUAUAUAUUGGAUGCACAGAUUCAAGCAUACAGGAGUAUUCCACAACACACAACCGUGAACUAGAAAUCAAACCCCCAACAAGGAGUUGGAGGAAGCAAAGUAAGCCCAUCAAUGCAGUAGUAGCAUAUAGAGACUGGCUCUAUAGUGCAAAUAAGUAUGUUGAAGGCACAACAUUCAAGGAAUGGAAAAGAACUAAGAAACCAAAAGUUUCAAUUUUUACGGACAAAGGAGAUAAUGUGGCGGCCAUGGAAGUGGUAGAAGACUUCUUGUACCUAAUCUCCAGCUCUUCACCAAACAACAUUCAGAUAUGGUUGAGGGGGGCACCAAAAAAGUUGGGGAGAAUAUCAGCAGGAAGCAAGAUAACAAGCAUCCUCGCAGCCAAUGACAUCAUUUUCUGUGGUACUGAGACGGGACUAAUCAAGGGCUGGAUCCCUCUGUAGAAAGAGCAACUUGCGGUUUGUAGUUGUACAUACAUAUCCUUUCAAGUUCCAACGCUUUGGCUAAGUAUUACAACAAAGAGCCUGUCCUGUAGUCAUGUUGUGAUGCCUUGAAGACUACAAAAGCCAAAGGCUUAGCUUAAGUACAAAUUUUGCAUCAAGGAUUACUAUAGUAAAUAUAUAAAUAUACAUUUUGACUGAAGACCGGUGUGAAUAGUUUUGGUUGUCUUCAGUGUACAGGAAAUGCUGUAUAUCAAAUAUCAGGGUGAUAUUAUUCCUUUCAACCAUGAGUUUGCAAAUCUGAAGCAAGAUAAUAUUCCAAAACAUAUAAUCUCUAUCUAUUAAUUUGUUAUUGUUG
This is a messenger RNA of Glycine soja, 4620 nucleotides long. Its product is annotated as putative E3 ubiquitin-protein ligase LIN-1. Bases 477 to 4265 code for a protein of 1262 amino acids. NCBI's taxonomy places the organism in Eukaryota, Viridiplantae, Streptophyta, Magnoliopsida, Fabales, Fabaceae. The record is from RefSeq and is a predicted model, not a curated record. The transcript has 18 exons. Gene Ontology annotation, molecular function: protein binding.